UUCAUUGGUUUUGUCAAUUGUGAUCCUCUGAGUCACUACCCUGCUCCCGGGCUGAAACCACACCCUUAUCCUUAAUAUUAGAAUUCCGCAUUGCCAGUGCCAUAAUCAUACUUACUAGGAAACGAAACUCAAGUCAAGUAUGGCCACUGCCAGCACAUCCACAGCCAUGGAGGAAGCAGAUCCAGACCUUAAUUCAAGUGAACCUCAAGAUGUGGACUGUUCAUCAUGCAUCGGAAAAAAGCGCAAAGCUGAACAGUUCUGUCUGCAGUGUUCGGAGUCAUACUGUGAUUUUCAUCUUGACUUGCAUAACACUUUGCACGUUGGGAAGAGGCACAAACUAAUGGAGCCAUGUACUGCCCUGCUGGAGAACAUCUGUGUUGAUCAUGGCAGGAGGCUGGAGGUGUAUUGCCGAACAGACCAAAAGUGCAUCUGUCACCUGUGCAUUACUGAUAAACACACAGGUCAUCAUGUCAUCCCAGUGCAAGAGGAGGUGGCCAACAAACAGGGUAAGCUGUGGGAGUUACAGAAGAAGGCCAUUGACAUAAUUGAAGCAAAAGAGAAAGACGUGCAAGCGCUGAAACAAGCCAUUGAGGUUUUCAAGGUUAGCAUUUAUUUUUCCUUUGAACUUGUAUCUUUUCAUUUUUAAUGGUAUGAUAUUGCCUGCAGAUAAUUUAAGGACAUCCACUCUGCUCUUUCUUCAUGAUUAGGCUUCAGCAAAUAAGGCACUGGUGAACAAUGAGAAGAGCUUCACUGAGCUGAUCCAAUCUAUGAAGGACAAUCAAAACAAAGUGACAGCGCUGAUCCAGGGACAGGCAGAGUCUGCUGUGAAGCAAGCAGAGGGCUUCAUAAAGACCCUACAGCAGGAGAUCAGUGUUAUGAGGGCAAAAAAUACUGAUCUUAUAGACCUGGAGCUGCUGUCUCAGUCAAACAAUGAUGUUCGCUUUCUUCAGGUAUACAGACAAUGGCUGUGUUGAAACAGAUAGAUGCCUUUUGGAGUGUCUGGUAUAAUGUUACAGUUGUUGUCAAUGUGUUUGUACUUUCCACAGAGUGCAGUGUUCAUGCCUUUACUGACUGUGUAUAAACAGUCAUUCGUCUUCCAUGUUCAUCCAUACAAUUCUUUUGAGCGUGACUCCAUGUUUGUUGAUGAGUUAGUUAAAAAGCUAAACACAACCAGCAAGCAGAGUUUACUCAGAGUUUCCAGAAAAGGUUAGUAGAAGUUGUUUUAUUUUAUU
Messenger RNA from Danio rerio (zebrafish), 1232 nucleotides. Lineage: Eukaryota; Metazoa; Chordata; Actinopteri; Cypriniformes; Danionidae. The record is from RefSeq and is a predicted model, not a curated record.